UAGCAUUGAACAGCUCUCCAUCAACACCGAGUGAGCGAAGGGCCACUCACUCAGCGACUUCGCUCUGACUCGACAUCUGACCCGGCAAAGCUGCUGCGGCAGAAUAUAGACAUGGCCAACAAUUCCAUGUCGAUACGGCUCGCGCAGACAUGGCGGUCGAUCAGCAAACCUUCAAUUUGCAAUCGAUGUGUACAGUCUCGCAGAAGUUUUGCAAGUCAAGCAACAGCAGCAGCAACACCGUCGCCGCAGAUUGAUUCCGAUUUAGAAGAGGCAUCAUCCUUGACAUCGUCAUCCGCACCACAGUCAUCAUCUAUCGCCCAAUUAGAGCUCCAAGCCUUUGACCCCGUCAAAAAUGCUCGAGCAAGAACGAAACAAUUGCCUCGAAGCAGAUAUCAAUUCCGAAGUCCGAAAUACGACCGCGGUCCUCUCCACCCACAUCAACCACCUGCCCCAUCCGAUCCCUCGAGUCGAGAAUUCGUCCCCGGCCCGUUUUCCAAAACCCGCAUGGAACAAUUCUAUCAUAACAUCAUCGCCCCGGAUUUCAUGACCAUGUGCUACCAACACACACCACCGGGGUUCCGACCGCUCGAGAAAGCUCCUCGUUUACGGUCCUGGGUCGGCGACUCACCCUAUUACGCGAAUCGAAUGCUCCGUGGCCCAAGAGGAGGAGAUGUUCUCCGACUACUGCGAAAACCCAUCACAUUCCGCAACGUACCGCAAGUGGAGCGUAUUACGCUCCAUUCCUUUGUCAACCAGGCUGUCAAGGGUGGUUCAGCGCCACUCCACGUGGCUGGUAUGGUCUUGCAAGCCAUCACUAAUCAAAGAGUGGUGACGCACAAAUCCAAGCAUGGUGAAGCUAAUUGGGGGUUGGUCAAGGGUCGGACGGUCAGUAUGACGGUUGAUUUGAAGGGAGAGAAUAUGUAUCACUUUCUGGGCAAGUUGAUCAAUAUUGCCUUGCCGAGGAUAAAGGAUUGGAAUGGAGUGAGAGCCACGACUGGAGAUGGGUCGGGGAAUCUCAUGUUUGGAAUUGAACCUGAGGUUGUCGCUAUGUUUCCGGAGAUGGAGGUCAACUAUGACGCCUAUCCUCCCAAGAUGAUCCCGGGAAUGCACAUUACUAUUCAUACGACAGCCACCUGCGACAAAGAUGCAAGGUUAUUGCUCCAACAACUCGGAAUUCCAUUUUGGGGUAAAGUUGUCAAUUAGAUUCUCCCAAGAGAGCCGCUAUUUGGUUCUUAGCAGCUAUUUUCCUCACGACAUGAUGGAACUAGGUAUUGGCUGUCGUGCCAACAUUGUACAAUAUAGUUCACGGUUGAGACAUAUGUGAAGGCUUGUGCACAAAAAUGUGAAUAGCGUUGAUAUCCGGAGGGUAUAUUCGCAUGGAUGCGAAAUUCCAACUGGACGAGAUUUCAUCAAUGGUCCUAGAAACUGUUCUAUUCUGCCAGCCAGACCUUCAAGACAGAAAGCUUAUUCGUGCAGCUGGUUCAGCGUAGCGUCGAAAGCUAUCUUGCAAUUUUUGUCCCAACAAA
Messenger RNA from Exophiala mesophila, 1526 nucleotides. RefSeq lists its product as uncharacterized. Gene Ontology annotation, molecular function: structural constituent of ribosome; RNA binding. The record is from RefSeq and is a predicted model, not a curated record. Bases 112 to 1203 code for a protein of 363 amino acids. Gene Ontology annotation, cellular component: cytosolic large ribosomal subunit; ribosome. The transcript has 3 exons. Gene Ontology annotation, biological process: translation. Lineage: Eukaryota; Fungi; Ascomycota; Eurotiomycetes; Chaetothyriales; Herpotrichiellaceae.